UUGAAAUAUAAAUUUGUUUUCAGUUUCAUAGAGCAAGACUGCGUAUCAGGAUUCUGGACCUGGAUGUUCGUCCUCUCGAAGCUUCCCGAGCUAGGCGAUACGAUUUUCAUCGUACUUCGAAAGCAGCCGCUGAUCUUCCUCCACUGGUACCACCACAUCACAGUGCUCCUUUACUCAUGGUUCUCGUACACCGAGUACACAGCCUCGGCCAGGUGGUUCGUCGUGAUGAACUACUUCGUCCACUCCGUGAUGUACUCGUACUACGCGUUAAAGGCGAUGCGGUAUAGGCCUCCGAAGGGCAUCUCGAUGCUGAUCACCACCCUACAGCUAGCACAGAUGGUAAUCGGCUGUGCUAUAAACAUAAUGGCUUACCAGUAUCUGGAAGGCGGCCAAAUAGACUGCCACAUCUCCCACGUGAACGUCAGGCUGGGCCUCGUGAUGUACUUCAGCUACUUCGUGCUGUUCGCCCGGUUCUUCCAGCAGGCUUAUCUGAAGAAAGCCGCGGCCAAGAAGAAGAGCUACACCAACGGCACCACGGAAUACGAGAAGCUCAAGGCUAAUUAAGAAGACGUAGAGGAAGAGGCAGAAAGAGAGGGCGAGAAUGAUAGAGAGAACAAAGCACACCAAAACAUUUUUGAAAACUUUUUCUAGUGACAAUUUCCGGCGGCAUUUAUUGAGACUCCUCGUACCGCGUCUCAAGAAAUGCCCGGGAAUGGCUUUUUUAGAAGUCUUUGUUAACUCGAAGUGGUAAGCGAGGUGGAAGGAUGAUGGCUGGCGUGUUCGCUGCGAGGCGAGAGGAACACCACGGUGCGAUCCAUUUAUUCGAUAUAGCACACUGAACUUUACGAUAAUAUUUAAAUGUUGCACACUCUGAAUUUAAUAUGGAAUUACCGAAGGGUAACGGGUUCGACGCUGCUCGCCGUUGAACUUGUUACCGGUGAGCUUUUUACUGGCACCGGGAAACUUCUUUCAUUUUGUUU
This is a messenger RNA of Ceratina calcarata, 980 nucleotides long. RefSeq names its product elongation of very long chain fatty acids protein 6. The annotation marks the transcript as partial. Gene Ontology annotation, cellular component: endoplasmic reticulum membrane. Gene Ontology annotation, biological process: fatty acid elongation, monounsaturated fatty acid; fatty acid elongation, saturated fatty acid; very long-chain fatty acid biosynthetic process. Gene Ontology annotation, molecular function: fatty acid elongase activity. Lineage: Eukaryota; Metazoa; Arthropoda; Insecta; Hymenoptera; Apidae. The record is from RefSeq and is a predicted model, not a curated record. The transcript has a single exon.